This is a messenger RNA of Bacillus rossius redtenbacheri, 1675 nucleotides long. RefSeq names its product piggyBac transposable element-derived protein 4-like. NCBI's taxonomy places the organism in Eukaryota, Metazoa, Arthropoda, Insecta, Phasmatodea, Bacillidae. The transcript is spliced from 2 exons. The record is from RefSeq and is a predicted model, not a curated record. Bases 697 to 1593 code for a protein of 298 amino acids.
AUGGUAAAAAUAUUAUUAAUUUUUUAAUAAAAAAUUGUUUGAGUGAUGAAGUAAGAAAUAAUUAAAGAUAUUUUAAUCAAUCCAAGUGCCUUGUCCACGUCCACUCAAAAUCAUAAAUCAUGCUCGAAGCUCGACAAUACACAAAAAAAAAAAAAAAAAAAAAUGGUUGGGUUUCGGCAGAACUGGCCUAUUCCUGGAAACAAUUAGCUUUUGCUUGAAGAGUUAUCCAGUCACCACCCGCUUAUAAUUACCGCGCUGGUUAAAUACAAUAGGUGUAAGAUAUUUGAAAGCUUGGGACCCGUCACGGCGUCACAACCUUAUAGCUUCUGCUCGUGACAGGGGUAGGGGAAGGGAAGGAGAAUCGGUAGGGCUCGCUUACUCUUCCCCUCCAGUGCAGUGGCCGGUGAUAGCAGUAAGACACCCAGGCUUUUAGCUAACCUGCUUUCAGAUAAGAAAAAAAUAAUGGCUAGGGGGGCGGGGGGUUAGAACCCCUAACCCCCCCUCCCCCUGGCUACGCCCCUGAAUAUAUCUAUAUUAAUUUAUUAGGGUCUGUUUUAGACAUAGCUUAAUUUUCAAUGAAAUACACAUAUUCUACAACAAAUUAUAGUUUUAUGACAACUCUGUAAACCAGUAGACUUGAUUUACAUAAUUCUGGACAAUAAUGUAGGUAUUCAUUUUCAAUAAAAUUAUUUUCAGAUGGAGGUGUAUAAUUCGAGUAUCCCGGAUGAAAGUGAAGAUGAGCGCCUCGAAGGCAGUGAUGAUGAUCCUGAUUGGUUGCCAGAAUCUUCUGAUCGUCGGAAGAAGAGGACAUUAGCUGUUCAAAGCUCAGAAGGGUCAGAUGAAUCCAGUGACGAGGAAAGCUGUGGUCCACAGUCUAGACAAAACUGCUCAAGAUAUCUGAGCACUCAAUGGCAUGAUAUCAACAAGAAUGAUAGUGAGAAACAUCAGCCUGUAUGGUGCUGCAACCCGGAAGACCUACAACCUUUGCAGUCUCCCAUUGAUUACUUUCAGCAGUUUUUUACAGGUGAGCUUCUGGAAAAUAUAGUUGAUCAGUCUAACCUGUACAGUAUACAAAGGGAUCCUAACAAGUCCCUCAGCACAAAUGUGAAAGAGCUUGAACAAUUUAUUGGUAUUUGUGUUUACAUGUCUAUAUUUGGUCUGCCAAGAUCACGCAUGUAUUGGGCAUCAAAUACAUAUGUUGAGAAAAUUCAAAAUGUAAUGUCUAGAAACCGUUGGGACCAAAUAAAAAAUUCAAUUCAUUUCAAUGACAACUCUUGCAUGACAGAAAGGGAUGAUGGAAAGAAAGACAAGUUAUUCAAAGUACGGCCAUUGAUUGAUUCUUUGAAAAAUAAGUUCAAUGAAAUACCCCUAAAUGACCAACAGUUGUGUGUUGAUGAACAAAUUAUACCCUUCAAAGGAAAAAGUGGACUAAAACAAUACAAUCCUAAAAAACCUCAUAAAUGGGGUUACAAACUUUUUGACCUUUGUGACUCCCAUGGAAUCAUGCAUGACUUUGAGAUUUACUCAGGGCAGAUCAUGCCUGUGCCAAACCUCCCUGAUCUAGGUGCAAGCUCAAACAUGGUUUUGAGGUAGACUCAAAUCAUUCCAGAACAUAAGAAUUUCCUUGUGUACUUUGACAAUUGGUUCGCCUCACCAAGACUUUUUGUUGCACUGG